CGUACCCAAACCCGGAACAGCUGUGAACGGCAGCAGCUGAUCAUCAGUGGAUGUUGAAUGAUUUUAUAUAAAAACCCGUCGUUGUUCUGUGAUGAAGAGAAACGCGGAUGAGAGCGAAUCGUCCCGAGCUCGAGUCCUCAGAGAGUUCGUCACCGACAGACUCGCCGCCGCGUCGCGGGAGAUCCUGGCGGCGGUGGAGCGAACCGUGGCCGGCUACGAGGAGGAGGCGUCGGGCUUCCGGCGGGAGAUCGACCGGCAGCGGCGGCAGCUGGAGCUUCUGCUGCAGCCGCGGGUCGAUCUCAACACAGCCGGUGUGAAGCUCGGCAGGAGGCUCCGCCACGUUGAUGAAGAGGAGGGUGACGAAGAGGACGAAGAGUCCUCGGAGAACCCGGAAGAUCUGAACAAUCGAACUUCGUCCAGAUGUCAGCUGGAGCGGAGGAGGUCCGGCAGACCUCAGACCAGAGAAACCCAGAACCACGUGGACCUCAGGAUCCGCAUCCUGGACGACCCACGGACCGAAGUUCUGUCGCAAAGCGUCCUGAAGAAAUGUCCGAUGCUGAGGCUGAAGUGUCCGCGGGGUCUGCGGGAGUCGGACUUCCUGGACCUGCUGAGCUCCACCUUCCCUCAGUUGUCGACAGGCCACGAGCCUCUCGACGUCUUCGCGUCCGACAGGGGCCAGAGGCUACGGCGUCUGCAUCUGAAGGCGCUGACGCCCGAGGAGCUCGACAGGGGCGCCGGCGGCCGCGCGGGACGAGGGACGUCGACCGUCUUCAUCCGACCCAGGGCUCAGAAGGAACCUGAGGCGAACGAAGAAGAGAUUCAUCCUCUUCAGACCAAAGACAACGACACCGGAGACUCUUCAUCAGCUGCCGCCGUGUUGACAUGUGAACACGUCACGCCACAGACCAGCGUCUGUGAUCAGGACCUGGUCGUCGCGUCUGGCGGCUCGACGUCACAACGAGACCUGCGAACAGAGGAGGCUGAUGAUGACGAAGGUCGCUGCGGAACGCCUCCAGCUGACGACACUGUGGCUCGCCCUGACGAAGACGACGAUGAACAGGAAGACGAGAGAGAAGAGGCGAACGACAGCGAUGGCGACUGGAAUCCAGGCGAGAGUGACGAGGAACUGAGGGACAGCGGCGGCGAACUGCAGACGACAGGGAAACAAAAGUCUGGACGUUCUGGUGACGCUGCUCUCGUAUGUAAAGUCUGCGGCGCUCUGCUUCAAUCAGAAGUGUCCCUUGUGAAACACGCCCGGAGCCACGCGGACGAUCCAGGAAGUGUUUGCGGCGUGUGCGGCGCGCGUCCCGGGUCCGCGGAGGCGCUGGAGCAACAUCUGCAAAGCCGCCACAAAACCCACGACUGCCACAUUUGCGGGGAGUCGUUCCUCGGCGCACUCGACCUCGACGAGCACGUGGCGGCCCACUCGGGGGAGACGCCGCACAGGUGCGACAUGUGCAACGCCGCUUUUGCGUUAAAGGCGUCGCUGGAGGAUCAUCGGAGGCGCCACGAGGAGGCGAAGCCUCACAAAUGCUACAUCUGCCACAUGGUGUUCGAGCUGAAGGAGCAGCUCAAGUCUCACCGCAGGACGCACACCGACAAGAAGACGCAGUUCUGCGGCGUUUGCGGCAAAUCGCUCUCUGACUACCGGUCACUGUCCCGCCACAUGAUGACGCACUCGGCGGAGCGGCCGCACAGCUGUCAGGUUUGCGGGCGGAGUUUCAAACUGCCCGGGACGCUGAGGCAACACAAGAAGAUCCACACGGACAGGGAGCGGUCGUACCUCUGCGACGUCUGCUGCAAAAUGUUCCUGACGAGCAAACAGCUGCACAUCCACAUGAUGACGCACACCGACGAGAAGCCGUACCGCUGCGGCGAGUGCGGCCGGGGCUUCGUCACCAAGGGGCCGCUGACCGUGCACAUGCGCGUCCACACGGGGGAGGCGCCGUACCGCUGCCCCGACUGCGGCUGGGCCUUCAAGCGCAAGAACAACCUGGACGACCACGUGACGGUGCACUCGGGCGUCAAGGCGUUCGUCUGCGGGAUCUGCGGGAAGGCGUGUGCUCGCAGGACGCACCUGACCGUCCACAUGAGGACUCACAACGGCGAGAGGCCGUACAAGUGCAAACUGUGCGACAAGGCCUUCACCCAGAGCCACUGUCUGAAGACUCACAUGAGGAGCCACCGGGGGGCAGCAGCGGCUGCGACGUAGAAAAGACUCGCGAAAACAAAAACUCAUGUCGUAGAUUCUGCGCUUGUUUUCUACUUCAAUUCAUGUUUCGUUAAGUUAUAUAACAGCACCUGUGCAACGAAAUCUGUCUCGUGAGUCACGAGAAACAAUCUAAUAAAAUCGUGACUCUCGUU
Molecule: messenger RNA, 2364 nt
Organism: Scophthalmus maximus (turbot)
Lineage: Eukaryota; Metazoa; Chordata; Actinopteri; Pleuronectiformes; Scophthalmidae
Product: zinc finger protein 436-like
Exons: 6
Coding region: 92-2212 (706 amino acids)
Source: RefSeq, a predicted model, not a curated record